CUCUUCGUAAUAAAUAAUAAUCAGCAUUGUUGUAAUUUUAACAGUGGGAAUAUAUCCUUAAAAGAAAGUACAAAAAAGCUGAGUCCCGGACGGUAUAUAGUAGCUACGGUUUCAUUUUCUUGCUUAAAUUAUAUUGGCUAUUUAAUUCAAAUAAUGGAUCGCCGGAAAAAAGACAGUGAGAAAACACCGGCGUCUAAAGCCUCAGUCGUAGAAGCAUCGCCGGCAAUCUCAGCUUCAGAGGUCUUUACAGUCAACUUGCUAUGCGGAGUUGGCCUAGCUUUAUCCUUGUGGGUGGCUAACACCAUAUACUCAAUCAACCUCGUUACCGAUCCUUCUCUCACUCUCUUCAUCAUCUCGAUUAUAGAGCUCCCGAUCGUCAUUCUUCUCUACGGUCGCUAUCGACAGAAUCGCCAACGGUGCUCGUACCUACGAGCUGUUGGGAGAGGUAUUCUAGGAGUGCCAAUAGGGGCACUUCUAAAUUCUUUAGGAGCUAUUGCUUUGGGGGCGCCUGUUACCUUUCAGCACCUGGCCAAGACUCUAAAUUGGUCUCUUAUGAUGUCAUUGUUCACAAUAGUUCCAGCUUCGUGUGUUCUUGGUUCAUCGUGGGCUGACUGGAAACGUAUAUUUGCACAAACAAAGCCGAAUGGAUCUAUUGAGUAUCUGAUUUGUUUACAAGCCUAUGGAGCAGUUAUUGGGGGAUGGUUUGGGGCCUGGCCAAUGCCACUUGACUGGGAGAGGCCCUGGCAGGAAUGGCCUAUUUCUGUAAGCUAUGGAACAUUAUCUGGUUAUCUAGUGGCAUUGGUUGCAUCAUUAGGCUUUGUUCUUGCUCAUAGAAGGUUGCAACAUGUCAAAAAAGAUUGAAAUGCAACUGUCUGAUUGUAGGAAUGAAGGAAAAAAUAGAAAGACUCUUCACGGUAUUUUGAUAAUGUGAUGAUAUGAGUUUUGCUUAUGGUAAUAUCUAGCUACUAUUAUUUCUCUUCGUUCUAAAAAGGGUCAAAUAGGGGGGAGUAUAACUAUUACAAGCGAGUACAAAAUUUUCAAGGUAAAAGAAUCAAUGAUCUGUCAUGAUUUUAAGCGCAACUGCAACCUACAAGAGAAAAUACUUUGUCCUACUUGAAGAUCACUUUAGGCUCUUGUAAUAUGAAUUUUGUAUUGUGCAAUUUAGACAUUUAAUGCUCGAACAUUUGUCUUUA
Molecule: messenger RNA, 1193 nt
Organism: Cicer arietinum (chickpea)
Lineage: Eukaryota; Viridiplantae; Streptophyta; Magnoliopsida; Fabales; Fabaceae
Product: glycosylphosphatidylinositol anchor biosynthesis protein 11
Biological process (GO): GPI anchor biosynthetic process
Cellular component (GO): endoplasmic reticulum membrane
Source: RefSeq, a predicted model, not a curated record